AGUAAUAUGGUACACUUUUCUCUUUGUUUCAUCGAUUUAGCGAUUAAUAAACCACGUAAAAUCUUCUGUAUACAAGUUAUUUUCAUAGAAGAUUAUUGGUCAUCGUGGUCCAACGAUAGAUAAAGAAAAAUUUUAAUAAUGUUUACACCAUCAAAACCAACAGAGGCAGAUUUUAUUGAUGUGACCGUCUUAAAUACUCCGCAACCACAAGCAACUUCAACUGUACAAAGAAAAAGCACACUGGAAAGUAAGGUUCUUGAAAAAGGUAUUAAUGAAGCUGUUUAUAAGCAGCCUGUUAUACACAAAAAUGACGUGAUAAAGAAAUUUGAUGAAUCUUCUCUUGGUAUACUUAACAAUAUAUCUUCCUUUUUAGCUGAAGUAAGUGGAAUGGCGGAAAUAGAUAAGCAAAGUGAGAGUAAACUAGAUACAGAACGUGAACUUGCUAGAAAACUACUUCAGAGAUGUAGUGAUUUAAAAACUACAUCUAGUAUAUAUGAUACAAACAAGGAAAAUAAUGCAAAUAGUCAAAACUUAUCAGAUAAUAUUACUUCUUCAGUACUGAUUAAUUCAGGUCAAUCUGUAUGUUCCAAUCAAGUUAAUCUUCAAAAUGAAAAUACUUCACAUUCAGCUACUAAUAAAACAAAUAAUGUUGUCUUUGAACCAAAUGAAAUAAGUGCACGUUCAUCUGGAUUAAGUAGAAAUUCAGUGAAAUGUUUAUCAUCAUCAUCAUCAAGUAAAAAUUUGAACACAAUAUCAUUUGAUACAACAACUGCUGAUUUUAUGGCUCAAUUUAAUAGUGAAGAAUUUCGUCCUGCUUCUGAAAUGGCUAGUCAAAUGCUAGCUGAUGAAGUGUCUUGGCAACAAAAUUAUUCUUAUGCCCUUCCUACCACAACUUCUAAUGAAAAAGAGUACUUAAACUUAUCCUGUUUCUCUGGUAUCAUUGGUGAACUAGACUUAUCAGUAGAAUCGUGUGCUGGGCGCAAGGUAUCAGUGAGUGAAUUCUUUAGAAGAAAAUGCGGAAAUUUUGGAGAAUUAUCAGAUACUGCGAUAGAAAGGCCGAGUUUAGGUAUAUCUGUAAAUAGUCCGAAAAAGAAAAGUCAGCUUAUACCUCUGGUCGAUUCUACUGUAGAAGAAGUUUCAGUUGGAUCCAGUACUGUUAAAGAUAAAACUCAAAAUAUUCCAAAUACAACAAAAGAUAUAGAAGAGCAAAGUAUUAUGAGUUUGACUAGUAUUGCUCAAGCAUUACAGGAUAUUGAUAAUGGUACACCACGAAGAUUGGUGGAUCAGCUUAUCAUGGCAAAAAAAAAGAGAAAACCUGCGCCAAUACAAGAAGAGGAUCCAGUUAGAGAUACUUACACAUUAAUGCCUUCAAAUAGAAAAUCUAUGCCGAUUACUUCAAGUAGAAGUAUCGAUAAUUUCGAAAAAGAUAUGGGACUAUUAAACCUUUCAACAAAAUUAUCUCUUGAUAGUAAAAUGACUAAUGAAACUAUAGAUGUUAAGCACACUGUUCCAAAAAUGUUAUCGUUUGACUCUAACUCAGGUGCAAAAACAAAUUUUGAGAUUCCUUGUCAAGAACUUAAAAAAGAAAUAAGUAAUGGAAAUUUGCCAUCUUCAUACAAUGAAGAUUUUAAAUCAUUGUUAGAAAGUUCUAAAUUAACUCUUCCAAAUUAUAUAGAAAACAAAAUAUCGCAUCAAACGUCAAAUAUUAACACAAUGAUCAGUCACGAAAAAAAAUCUGUCGAUUUCAAAAAAGAAGAAAUAGCAGAAAAAGAAAAUAUAAAAAAGGAAAAUAUUUCAUAUAAAGAUAAAUCAGAAACUUCUAUACAAGACCUACCAAAUUUACAAGCGACUCAAUCUUAUACUAACAAUGUUAUCAUUGGUAAAAGUACAGAAGAACUAUGUAGUUGUAUCGUCGGUAUAUCUAGAGAGGCUAAUAUUGAACUUUUAAAUAAGAGUGAUAGAUGGGUCAUUUGUGCAUUAAAUGUAAGUCAAGUUCAAGGAGACAAGCACAAUGUUCAGCUCAUAUUACCGAAAGAUGUUAUUCUUAUUAAACCAAAUGCAGAGCAGAAUGCUAAGAUUACAGUAACAGUAAUAAAUAUGAGUAAACCAAUCAUCGCAGUCUUAACUAUAACAGUGUCAGAUAUGGUAACGAGAUCUGAAUGGACUAUGAAACAUAUCAUUUGUUUCAAACCUGAAAAAAUCGAUAUAACUGUACUAAAUCCCUCUCAGAAAAAAGAACUAGAUUUUCAGUGCAUUGUCGAAAAUAGCAUGGCAGUUUUACCUAUCACGAUAAAAAAUAAAAAUAAUGUCGAUGUUCCUAUUAAAAUUUCUAUAUUACAGGAUGAACCAGCAGUAUUUAAUUUAGAAAAUUCAGAAGAAUUGCAAUAUAUCACUUUUAAAUCUCAAGAAGUGCUCACUAUGAAUAUUCACUGCAAGGGUAUUCUGCAAAAGAAUACUGAAACGCAACGAUCUUUACAACGUUAUAGUGGUACUUUAAUAAUUCAAGCCGGAAAUAUUUCAGAGGAGAGUAUAGUUAUUCAAGAAGUUCCACUUCUUGUACAAGUAGGAACUUGUAAGAUACAAGUGAUUGAUACAGACCUACCUUUGGUUGUUGCUAACAAACAAACCAAACCAUUGACUAUAAUUAAUCUCGGAACAAUUCCGAUGCCAAUCUCAGCUUCAUUUGUUCAAGAAAUUGAAUCAACAGAAGAAGUGAAAUAUUUCUUAGUACAACCAGAAAAUUUACUUGUGCAACCUAAGGAAACUGGAUGUUUCCUUGUCACUUACAGACAGCAAACUUCAAGCAUCCCCAAAAUGUAUACAAAAAUCAAAUUAGUUGCUGCCAACAAUGUCUAUCAUUACUCCGUCAUUGGCGAAUCAAGUAUAUAUACUGUGGCAGAAACUGAAAAUUUUCCUCGAUGUGAAACUCCUCAGUAUGUGCCAUCUGUUAGUUCUCCAUCAUCCCCACAUAGCGUGGUUUCAAACAAAUCAGGCACAUCUGGUAGAAAUUCACCUCUUAGUUCAGUGUCUGGUUCAACUGUUGCUGGAGACAAAAUUCCCAUAAGAACUACCCAUGCUGCUCUGAUAUGGAGCAGCGUGAAAACCGGGAAGUCGGAAAUUAAAGAAUUCACCAUUCGCAAUACAAGUAACAACAAGAUCAAGAUACAAGCUACUAUAUCUGAUAGUGAAAAGAAUUUUCGAUUUCUUCGAGAACGGCAAGCCGUUGGUACAACCAUUGUAUUAGCUUUGCAAGGUUUGGAAAGUAGGAUGUUAUCUGUUGUAUUUAGUCCUCAUCAUAUAGGUGCAGCUAUUGGAAAAAUAAUAUUCAAACAUUAUGAGCCAAAAAGAAAAGAUUCUGAAUCCCGACCCGCAAAAGUGCUAUUUCUGUAUGGUUAUGGGGGUUAUAGCAAGGUUGAAAUUUCAGAAGCAUUUAAGGACACUGGAGGAAAAAUGUGGUUGUCACUUGGUAUCUUAAAUUCUGAGGGUUCUUUAAAUGCAAAAAUCAAAUUACAAAACACUGGAGAUUUAUGUUCUUAUAUUAAAAUAAAAUUAAUACCAAAAGCCGUGUAUCCAACUAUGGUAUCGAGCUGGCAAGUGAAUCCAACCGAGCUAUUGCUAAAUCCAAGAGAAGUUCACUGGGUGACUCUGGAAUUUCAUCCACGAAAACAAGAUUUAGCAUUAUUGCAACAGUCUGAUGUAUCGCAUGUUGGAACGUUAUUAAUUACUCAUGGCGAUGAACCUACGCGUUGGAGAAUUCGUAGAUUAUACAAUAAGAUGAAGGAAACAGGUGAGUUAAAUGGAAAUGAAAACGAAGCUUUUAGAAACAUAAUUCAUCCAAUAUGUAAAGCUUUUUGUGGAGAACAAUUAAUGCCAGAUAUAAGUGCCAUUCGAGAUUCAGUGCAAAAUCUCGGAGAUCUUUGUCGGAGUAUUCGCCAACAUGAAAUAAUGUUAACUAUGGAAGUGUGUACCGAUGAGACGCUAUCUGUUCUUCAUGAUAAUGCUGAUGAAUCACAAAUGUUUUAUUCUCUUUGUAGCGACAACAGUCAUAUAUAUGAAGGAAAUGGAGAAAGUUUUCUACCUUCAGAGACCUUCGGAGGAAAUAAUACACUUCAGGACGACAUAAAUAUCGGCAAUUUUAUGGUCAGUCCAUCUAUUGUAGUUUUAAAUCCACCAAUUAAAACAGAGGCAAUUGUAAUAGUAAAAAACUCAUGUACUGUGGCACAGCAUUUGAAACUUCCUUAUCAAAUACAGAGUAUUUAUGUGUUGUACCUGCUGAGGGAAUGAUACCUACUAGAAGAGAAUUUCAACUGAAAAUCCAAU
This is a messenger RNA of Eufriesea mexicana, 4320 nucleotides long. RefSeq names its product spindle defective 2 (gene spd-2). Lineage: Eukaryota; Metazoa; Arthropoda; Insecta; Hymenoptera; Apidae. The record is from RefSeq and is a predicted model, not a curated record.